This is a messenger RNA of Cucumis melo (muskmelon), 2127 nucleotides long. RefSeq lists its product as uncharacterized. Gene Ontology annotation, molecular function: protein binding. The record is from RefSeq and is a predicted model, not a curated record. Lineage: Eukaryota; Viridiplantae; Streptophyta; Magnoliopsida; Cucurbitales; Cucurbitaceae. The transcript has 2 exons. Bases 155 to 1966 code for a protein of 603 amino acids.
UUAUAGAAACUCGAGCUUCCAUGCGCCGCGUUGUUGCUCUCUUUCCCUCAUUCAAAAAAGAAGACAAAAAAAACCUUCCUUUUUGAUCUUAAAUCACACCAGAAACCCUAAAGUCCCAAACUUUCUUCCAAAGCCCUAAAUUUUUUAGUACAAAAUGAAGAACACAAACCCCAUUUUGAAUACCACUUCCACAAAGCGUUCCAAGAUGAAAUCUUGCACCAAUUCCCUUUGUUUCUUUUGCUUAAUAAAAGAAAACCAUUUGGCAACCAGAAGAGCUGGAUUAAAGAAAUGUUUCAAUGAGUUACCUUAUAGAGAUGACCAAGAUCAUGUCCUUGUCCUAAGUGCACUUUGGCACAUAGCCAUGGCUCAACCAGAUGACAAGGAAUACCCUUCUCUUGGUGUAUUUGAAUGCAUGGCAAGUUUGAUCCAAAGAGGCCUCAAGGACAAAAAUUGGCUUCUUAGGAAUCAAAACAUUUACAUCCCAUAUUAUGCAGCUCAUGUUAUUGGUUCUUACACCAUGCACAAAGCUGAGUUUGCAGAGAAAGCAGUGAAAUCAGGAGUUAUUCCACCAUUAAUGGAGCUUUUGAGAGGAAAAAUGAGUUGGGUUGAACAAAGAGUUACUGUUAGAGCACUUGGUCAUCUUGCUAGUUACAACUCAACUUUUGAAGCACUCGUUGAAUAUGAAGAAGAAAUUGUCAAAUCAGCCAUGGAGAUUGCAUCUUCUUGUCUUGAUUUAGUGUAUGAAAGUUUUGUUGGAUCAAGUGAAGAAAAUAGAGAGAAAUAUCAUAGAGAUUUGCUGACAAGAGGAGUUGGUGGGAGAGAAAUUGAGGAUAAAAAAGCAGAGGAAUGGGCUAGUCAACUUCAAUGUUGGUGUCUUCAUUUGGUCAAAUGUUUUGCUUCUAAAGGCAAAUGUUUGAAUCUCAUUUGCAACAAUAACCCAAUUUUCUUAAAGGAUUUGUGUGGAAUGUGGGGUGGAUUGUCAAAUUACACUUCAACGGGUGGAGUUGGGCUCAUAAGAAUCUUGAGUUACAAUAAAUCUUCAAGGAAGUUCAUUGCAGCAUCCAAAGAAAUAGUUCAAACACUCUGUAAUUUGUCAAGAUCUUCAGAUGAUUGGCAAUACAUUGGAAUUGAAUGUCUUCUACUCCUUCUCAAAGACUCACAAACAAGGUACAAAGUCAUUGAAAUUGCUGCCUUUUAUCUCAUAGAUUUGGUGGAAAUCAGAACACUUGGAGAUAAAACAGGUAUCAAUUUAGGUGAAUCCAUCACACAAGCUCUCUUAUCAGAUUACCAUCAAACGGAAACCAAAUUAUUCUUGAAGAACAAAAAAAAUCUCCAAAGGGUAUUAAGUGAAAUUUGGGAUCUUAAAGUGGAGAGGAAAAGGAAAGAGAAAUUGUUGAGUGAGGAAAGGCUUGAAAAGAAGAAAGCAUUGGUUAAUCUCAUAAAACAACAAGCAAAUGAACUGUUUAGAUUGGGAGAAAUAAAGGGAGCUUUGAGAAAAUACAAAGAAGGAUUAGACAUAUGUCCAUUGAAGUUGAGAAAGCAGAGAAUGGUUCUUCAUAGCAACAAAUCACAAUGUCAUUUAUUGUUAAGAGAAGCAGAUGCAGCCAUUAGUGACUCAACUAGAGCUUUAUGUUACUCAAAUCCAACAAAUUCUCAUAGUAAAAGCUUGUGGAGAAGAUCACAAGCUUAUGACAUGAAAGGAUUGGCAAAAGAGAGCUUAAUGGAUUGCAUAAUGUUUGUGAAUGGUGGAAUGAAGAUGGAUGAGGGUGCAAAUAAGAGAAUCAAGAUUCCAUAUCAUGCAGCAAGAAUGAUUAGCAAACAAAUGGAAGCAACAUGGCUUUUUGCAACCGCUAGAUUAAAGAAAAUGGCUUCAACAACAACUCAAGUGAAAAAAGCUGAAGAUUCUUCUAACAACAGCAGUGAGAGGAAUGGAAACAUCAUGAUCAGAACAACCAUGACUAUAUAAACAAUUCAUAUAAGGUUCUUUUGCGACCAAUGAUGGAAAAUUCAAAGAGGAAAGCCUUUUUAUGUUGCUGAAUCAAUGUAAGCUUCAGACAAAAAUUUUCAAUAAGCAAAAGAACACUACUUUUCGUUGUUUAAUUUAGUAAUAGCAAUAUAUAUUUUGGC